Stegodyphus dumicola is the source of this 2363-nucleotide messenger RNA. Its product is annotated as organic cation transporter protein-like. Gene Ontology annotation, molecular function: transmembrane transporter activity. NCBI's taxonomy places the organism in Eukaryota, Metazoa, Arthropoda, Arachnida, Araneae, Eresidae. Gene Ontology annotation, cellular component: membrane. The record is from RefSeq and is a predicted model, not a curated record. Gene Ontology annotation, biological process: transmembrane transport.
AAGUGUAUCUAGUGACAAAGGAAAUGAUACCGUGGAGUGAAGCGAUCUGUUUUCAUAACGUUCUGAAACCACGUAAUUUAAUAUUUCCCGUUUCAGUUUAAUGUAUCAUGAAGCACAUCAAGCAUGAGACUACAGGCCAACUCGAAAUUCAAUGACAACCCCUAAAGCAGCAAGAGCUCGAAAAGACUCGUGAACUGCGACACACUUUACGUCGGGUCAAAGAGGAUGUGGCCGAACUCAGGAAUCAGGUUGUGAAGCCUUUCCCUUUUUGCUGCCAAUUUUACGUUUGUGCUAAUUGUCUUCCAUUGAAGCGGAAGGGGAAAAAAAACCAUAGCUGCGUGAAAAAAGAAAUUCCUACUUCAUUUCACGUUUCCCACAGCUAAUUACUUUUAUACGAUUUGCGAUUACAAAAGAAUUAAUUUGACCAAUUCAUAACUGUGUCAAAACUAUGAGUUACCCAUUACAGUCCCAUGCAGCUACCACGCGGCGAUUACAUGUGGAGAUAUCUAAGGCUGUGACCGUCAAAACCUAGAGAAGCACCAUUGAUACAAAAUUUCUAAAAAUACUUUGAUAGCUUUAAUCAUUCGAGGAGCAAAUUGCAGCGGUGUGAUAAAUUCUUAAAAGACUGGGGAAUUGUAAAGAAAGUCACUGCCUCUUGAACUUGAGAAAUACUGUGCCUUUAAGAAACGCGGUGGAAGAUUUGAAGUCACCUCCUUUCUUUAGACGUCUUGGAAUCUAUCCUAUAACAGACGAGCUCGCAUGUUACGAAAAAUGGCUUUCCUGUACGGGAGGUGAAGACUUGAUCUUCCAACGAGGUGAAGACCUACUUUUUAUUUAAACCGAAGAUCGCAAUCAUAAAAUUUAAAGUGUGAUAUUGCUGAAGUUUUGACCAACCAUACGAUAUGGAAUUCGAAGAUAUACUUUUAGAAGUUGGUGACUAUGGAAAAUACCAAAGAAACUUGUUUUUGAUCUUCCUUGUGCCCGCAGCAUCCUUGCUUCCAUGGUUUUCCAUGAAUAUUUUGUUCAUGGUGUCUGCUCCUGACCACUGGUGUUAUGUACCAGAAGUAGCCGCAUCUAAUUUAAGCAUCUCUGACCAAAGAUCUUUAAUAAGUCCGCCAGACAGUCCAUCUUGUUAUAUGUAUGAUAUUAAUUACACAGAAUACCUAUCUGCUGGUAUCUACAAAGUGCCCAAUGAUACCACAACAAGGCCCUGCAAUCGAGGCUGGCAGUAUGAUAAAACCGAUUUUGAAUCUACAGCUGUCACUCAGUGGGACUUGGUUUGUAACGAUGACCAUUACAAAAGUUUCAUUCUAACGAUGUUCAAUGUUGGAAGCAUUAUUGGAACUCCAAUUUACGGAGCUCUAUCAGACAGGAUUGGUCGAAAAAUAACGUUUUUCAUCACAAUCCUUGUUACAGCUGUAACUGCUAUAGCCUCUGUUCUGAUGACAAACUUCACCGCAUUUGUGGUUAUUAAAACCAUAAAUGGCAGCCUCAUGCCGUCUGUGUUCCAGCUUCCGUACAUCAUAAUUCUAGAAAUAGUAUCUCCAGAAAUGAGAACUCGCAUGAAUGGUGUCGUAAACUGUGCUUGGACAUUUGGUUUGUGCUUCCUACCAUUAAUCGCUUAUUUAUCCCGAAGUUGGGUCACUCUAGGUGUGGUUACUUCCUCAGUAACUGUAAUAUAUUUGCUUUACUGGAAAUACCUUCCAGAAUCUCCUCGAUGGCUAGUUUCUCAAGAAAGGUACGAAGAAGCCGUGGUCAUCAUGCAGAGAAUUGGUAAAAAAAAUGAAAAAGUUGAAGACAAGAAUGUUCUUUUGAAUAAGUUACAGAAAUUGGGAGAGAAGAUCAAGAAAGAAAAGCAAGUAGACGGAGUGAAAAAUUCUUCAUCAGAUCUCUUGAAAUAUCCUCAACUUCGAAAAAAAUUUAUCAUUAUAACGUUUUGCUGGAUGGCUGAUAUCAUGGCUUAUUAUGGUCUCCAGUUAAACGUAUCCAACUUAGCGGGCAAUGAGUUCGUCAACUUUUUCUUGAUGGCUUUGGUUGAAAUUCCAGGUUAUUUGACAAGCUGGGUGUUUAUGGAACGUAUUGGAAGAAGGUGGUGCACUGUUGGCGGUUUCAUCCUCACGGGGCUCAUAUGUAUGUUACCUUCCGUAGAGUUUCCUUACGGAGACGUUGUGUGCUCUUUGAUUGGUAAAUUCUUUGCAGCAGCUACUUUCAUGGCAACAUAUCAGCAGAGUUCCGAACUUUAUCCUACCGUAGUUCGAUCCCUAGGCAUGGGUAUGAGCAGUACUGUUGCUUUCGUAGCCACACUCAUUGUGCCUUACCUCGUUUAUCUUGUAAGUAUUUGUACUUGAUGUAUGCAUGAUAUG